Molecule: messenger RNA, 1190 nt
Organism: Neocloeon triangulifer
Lineage: Eukaryota; Metazoa; Arthropoda; Insecta; Ephemeroptera; Baetidae
Product: citron Rho-interacting kinase-like
Exons: 6
Coding region: 86-1084 (332 amino acids)
Source: RefSeq, a predicted model, not a curated record
CAAUUUAGUAAACAAAUCAACAAAUGCACCGGUUGCAUUGUCGAUGGACUGAAUUUCAUUCCUCUUCUGCCUUUUGCUAUAGAGAAUGGACACCCGGGGGGUUUUCGCUGAUUAUCUGCCUCAGAUUGUUGCCUCUUGGAAUCCGCAGUGCAGCGCAGUCAACAGAAGCGUCAUUCAACAGUUAGGACAGCAGAUUGUUGCUUUGGAGGAGGACUUGUGCCGACUUCGGAAGAAUUUAAAAAAUGAUGUCGAAGUUUUGGUGACUCUCUCUACCAAAGAGAAAGAAAUCGAAGCUCUUCGAGAGUCGACAGUGCAUUUGGAAAAAGUUUUGCUCAAAGCCAACCAGCGAAUUUUGGACUUGGAGCAGCAGAAUGAAAAAUUGACAAUCCAGCAGCACAGUGAUAGACAAGUUAUCAAAAAUCUGAGCAGCAGAUUGAAAAUAAAACCGAAAGAUUUGGCUCGAGAAGUUGCAGGGGCCGAAUGGGACCCAAAUGACGCCGCUGUCGCCUUGGAGAAACUCACGUUAGCUAAAAACUAUCAAGCGUUGAAAAGGAAGUUUGAAGAAAACAGCAGGGUCCAUGUGAUUGCAAUUGAAAAACUUGGACAGUCACAUAAGCUAUCAUUGAAGGAAAAAAUGACGGACAUUGAAGAAUUGAGGCAAAGAAACAAAGAGCUCCAAUCUCGAUUGGAGGAGCGAAGAAGUAGUAAUUUGGACAAAAAAGCUCUUCAGCUGGAAGGUAUUCAACGAGAUUUUGUAAAAGCCGUGCAUUCCAGGGUUGACCGAGCAAAAGCUUUAAAAACAGGCAAGGAUUUCCAUCAGCACGAAUUGGUUAGAAUUGUCGACAGUCUAGAGAAAGAGAACAAAGAAAAGGACAAGCAAUUGGAAGAGAGCAAGAAGAAGAUUGCUGAGCAAAUUCAAUAUUUCAAGCUUAAAUUGAAACAACUGCGAGUAAGGAAAAAGCGUGAGGAAGAAGGGCUUCGGAAUCAUGUUUGCCUCCUCGAGGACCAGAUACGCAAGCUGAGAGCACAGAUCCAAAGUAGCAAAUCAAACUCGAACGACACCUCUGACAACGAGCAGAGUUAAAUUUAAGUUCUUGAUGAUACAUUUUUUUUUUUUUUAAAUGAACUGAUUCUGCAUAAAACUUUUGUGUCAUAAAAAAAAAAUUAUUAAAAAAUCUAAAUAAAUAAUA